AUGGGUAAUUCCUUAUGCUGCACCAACAAUAGUGGAUUAGGACCUCAUGAUGCUGAUGACGAUGUAAUUCCAAUUGAACUUCACAAAACGAAACUUAGAAGUAUCGGAAGCUCUACUAUGAAUUUAAGCUUGAAAUCAGAUAGAACUCAGAGUUUUGAUUAUACAGCACUGAAUCCUUUAAAUAAAAGUUUAAGUACAGCGUAACUAAGGAAAUUGAAAGAUCAAUCAAAAAUUCCUGGAAGAAAUGAUUAGCCUAAUGUGGAAAUCGAGUUAUAAUUCUAAUUCCCUAUAAAAUACUUAAGCUUUUCUUAGAGAAAGCACUUAGGCUUCAGAAAUAGAUUUGAAUUCGAUAAGAAAAGGUUGAUUAUCGGUUCGAAACGUGAAUUUUCUGUAGUGGGCUAUGACCACAAUAAAAAUGUAUAUGAACUGUAUAAGUAGUGUGUCUCCUAUGAUGAGGAAAUUAGGCACAUUCAGUUUAUUGAGGAUCAUGUUCCAUCUUUUGUGUUCUUGAUUACAUUCAAUAAACUCGAAUAAAAAAGCUAUUUUAAAAUACUCAAACUAAGGAAGAAUAAAGACUUCCAAAAGGAUUAAGCAGGUAGGAAGAUAGAGGAAACUAAGAUGCAAAUUUAAUUGGAUCUGAUAUAAAAAUAUAAAAUGGGUGACUUCAAAGAAAAGAGAAAGAAGUCUUAUGACAAUCUAGAAUUAGUCCCAACCAAAUAAAGUUUAAAUUCUUAGGCUAAUGAUAAUUCAGGUAGAAAUUCAGUUAUGCUUAUUUCAGGUAGAUCCUCGAAGAUAAGUAAUGCAAAACAAACUGAACAGAUUUUGAAAUUAGCAUAAGAAAAUCAGCAAACAUUGACUUCUAACAAUAGCUUUGAUAAUGAAGAGGAGUCUGAUGGCAAAUAAAAUUAAAGUGGAUUUAAAAAAUUUUUCAAUAAGAUUUUCUCUAGAAGAUAAAGUAUGAGUAUUAAUAAGGAAGAAUUAAUUCUGGGAGAUUAUCAGGAAACAUUACCAAGAGAUUCAGAAAGAACAAACUAUGAUUAAAUGAUUAUGACAGAGAGUGGAGAUUAAAAAAACCCAUUUCUUUAAUAUCUAAGAGAAGAAAAUCUUAAAGCUCUUCAAAAAUAAAAUGAUGAUGAGCAAAUUAUAUUACUAAAAGAGCCUAUGCCUUUUAUUACUGAGGAAUUCGGCAAGCUUCAACUAUAAGAAAAUGUGCUAAGAGCAUUCUUGUUCAAUAAUCCAACUGGAACUUAUUUAUUCACACUUGAAGAAGGGAAAAAACUAUGCAUCUACAUAAUAAAAUCAUAUAUAAGCUAGUCUCAAUUAAAAUCUAAGCAAACAACGGACAAUCAAUUCUAUUUUAAAUCAAGCAACAUUUCUAAUUUUAAAAUGGCUAAGAGAGCAACUCUUGAACUUGAGUAUUAACCUAAGUCUGUCGAGUUUUAUGGAGAUUUCUUCAUCAUUAUUUACAAAAAUCACUAAGUAAUUGGGCCAAAUAAACAGUCUACCUAUGAAUAUACUCAUAGAUCAUUUAUUGACAUUGUAGAAAAAUCUGGCAAGCCAAUCAGCAGAGUUGAUCUUGGCCAAAUAAUGGAAAACAAUGGAUUGGUAUUGUAAUCAAUAAAGAUGGUAAAAUUCCCUAGAUUGCAAUGGUCUGAUAGAAAAAUAGAGGAAUAUGAUUUAAGUAAAUCUACAGUCCUUAAAAAAGCAAUAGUUGCUGGUGAGUGUUUAUAUGAUGGAAAAGUGAGGCCUUUCAUUGUAAAAAUUAACUUAGAUUCAUAAAUACCAGAUGUAAUCAAGGUGCUUAGAAUGGAAGAUGAAAUAGUUGAGAUUGGCUAUGGACCAUAUGAUAAUGGCUAUCUAAUUAUAGGUCUAAAAAGUGGUUAGGUACUAGUCUUUGAUACUAUAAAUCUAAACAAAUUACAUUAAAUGCAAGUAUUUGCCUCUCCAAUCUCAAAAAUAACAUUUGAACCUACUAACAUGAUAUUUAUUUCUAGCAAAGAAGGAGAUUUGGUUGGACUAAGUAUCAUUUAAAAAGAGAUGCAUUAUGUUUACCUAGAUCUUGGUAAGAAGCAAUAUUGUACUGUAGCUCUGCCUAAAAAUGGAAAUAAAGAGAUGAAAGAACAUUUAAAUCAAAAUAAUAACAUAUUUUGUCUGUGA
Messenger RNA from Stylonychia lemnae, 2157 nucleotides. NCBI's taxonomy places the organism in Eukaryota, Ciliophora, Spirotrichea, Sporadotrichida, Oxytrichidae. The record is from the annotation of a GenBank genome assembly.